GCAUAAAUACAGGUUUCGAAACAGAUCGAUAUUUACGGGAAACCAACUAUAAAAGUCCUCGUUGGUUUUUCAUUCCGUACGUUCACAUGUAUUUCAAUGCAUUACAUACACAGAAAAGAUAUAAUCAAUAAGAGGUGACAGGGAUGAGUAAUACCUGGACGUAUACAAUAUUCUGCUCGCCUAGAAGAAGAAAUAGCUUUUAAACGUUGUGCUGAAGGCGCAUGAAAGAAGCAAAACAUGUCAGGCUGGAGUGCUGAGCAGAAUAGGAUCCGUCUCCGGAAGGAACGCGACUCUGCAAAAGAGAAAAUGAAGGAGAAGCUGAUAGAACUGAAUGAAGAAUGCACAAAAGCCUCUUCUGCAGUAAGCAAGGCGCGGAAGAAGUAUCAGGCGAUGAAGGUUUCUGUUGAGGCUCUUGAGUGUGAGAUGGGGGAUUUUGAAAGUGAGUUCAAGGACUUGGAAGAACGUGAGAUGGAAUGGAAGGCCACUGAGUAUGAUCCGGUGGGAAAUCUCCUGGAUGCAGCGCAGGCGGAUCUGGAGGAGAUCCGAACCGAAUUGGCAUCAAAGAGAGAAGAAGUCAAAGAAUUUCAGGAGAAAUUCGAAAAAGCAGACGACUCAUAUGACAAAGCUGCGAAAAUAACACGCCAGAAUGUGAUGCCGGAGCGGGAAAGGGAUGUGGCUGAAAGAAAUCUGAUUCAAGCACAACAGGAAAUUGCCGCUCUAGAAAACAGGGAGACGAUUGCUAUAGAGCUAGUUCGAGAAUACACAGAAAAGCAGCAAGCUGCGUUAUCAGCCAAUCAGGGCGCAGAAAGGGAAGGUCAGAAGGUCACCGAAACCAGGGCAAAACUUGAAGAAAAGAAGGUCAAGAUUGAGACGGAACUGCAAAAGAAGAUAACGCUAAGACAUCGACUUCAGAAUCAACUUGAUUCAGCGAUGACGGAAGAAGAACAAAGAAAGAAGAAUAAGGAAGACUUCGAAGAUGCAGAGAAAAAAAUAGUAAAGGCGGAAAGUGAUCAGCACAUGAAUGUCCUGUUUGAGGUUCAAGGGAGCCUGAGUACGGACGAGGUGAAUGGCCUGAAAUGUCUCCUCCGCGAGUACAGGAUCAUUAAUAAACAGCAGGAGGAGAAGAUUGAGCACUUCAUGCAUUUGUGGUACCCGAUGGAAAGCAAAGAAUUCAUCGCGAUCGGAGAUUAUGUCAAUCUGCGUACGAGAUUACUCGAGAGGAUAGGAAGGAUAGACCUGGUUACAAAAAUCGAAAAAAUGGAGGACGAACUUCUGAAACAAUACGAAAAAGGGGCCACCCCGCUUCAGCGCUUCAAUUCGCAGCAUGACGGUGAAACAAAGCGCCUAAUUACACUGUCCCAAAAUAUUGACAAGAAUGUUGCUGGAAGUGCAUACAACAGGCAAGGAGGCCCUUUCGCUUUCCUACAAGAUGUCUUGGUGGUGAUCAAGCUUUAUCUCGAUCAACUAGCGCAUAAAUCGGAGAGUUCAAAGGCACUUUAUAGUUUCGUGGAUGGUAAAUUGAAAUAUGAUAUCCUGGCAUUGGAAGCCUCCAACGUGAGGGACUCUGAAUCGAAAGAAAGAGAGAUCAUGCAGCUCAAACAGAGAAUUGUGGAUGAGACGGCUAUCACGAAAUCCCUUGAAAAGACUAUAAAAGAUCUAGAAUCAAAGUAUAAAGAGGAUCACCAAAGCUGGUGGAACAAACUUUUAUUGGCAAAGUCACAGACAACAAGUGACAAGGAAAGACUUGAGACGGAACUAAGUGAGAAGAAGGCAGAGCUGGAAAGAAACCGACAUACCUGGGAAGUGUCGCAACAAAAACUCAACGAAGCCUAUAUUAAGUUGCGAGCAGAGAAAGAGACUAUUGCUUCGGAGUGUGACAAGCAGAGAGCAAUAAUGGACGGCAACUUCCGCGGGCAGGAGGGGAGGUGCGAGCAACGGGUGAAAGAAAAUGAACGGAUCUGCGAUGAGAAGGUCCAGCACUUCAAGAGUAAGAUACGCGAGAUGCAAGCGACCCUUGCGACUCAACUGUCUGAACAACAGAAAAUGUAUGAAACCAACAUGGCCGAGAUGCAAAAGAUCAUUGAUGUUUACAAGGACAAACUUGUUAAUGCAGAAUCGAAUAAGAGAAAAGAAGAAUCGAUUUUGAGAACAGGGUUUGAAAAUAAAAUUAGAGUUUUGGAGAACCAGCAUUGGGACGCUCUGGUAGAGUGGCAAACUGAACGCUCGCAACUGAAACGUGAUCUGGUUGAGGCAAAUGUUAACCUGGUUCUUAAACCAUAA
This is a messenger RNA of Lineus longissimus, 2280 nucleotides long. RefSeq names its product GRIP and coiled-coil domain-containing protein 2-like. Gene Ontology annotation, biological process: regulation of apoptotic process. The record is from RefSeq and is a predicted model, not a curated record. Gene Ontology annotation, molecular function: protein binding. NCBI's taxonomy places the organism in Eukaryota, Metazoa, Nemertea, Pilidiophora, Heteronemertea, Lineidae. Bases 238 to 2280 code for a protein of 680 amino acids. The transcript is spliced from 10 exons.